Molecule: messenger RNA, 522 nt
Organism: Suillus fuscotomentosus
Lineage: Eukaryota; Fungi; Basidiomycota; Agaricomycetes; Boletales; Suillaceae
Exons: 2
Coding region: 1-522 (173 amino acids)
Source: RefSeq, a predicted model, not a curated record
AUGACGGCAGUUCCUUCUGAUACCAGCAUAUGCAUUUUGCCGCUACCAAACAUCAAAUUUCAAGGCGGAACAAUCGAUUACCAGUACGUACUAUCACAACAUGGGGCUUUCGAUAUCGGCCAGGAUACCCAUGAUGGGUUCGUACCCCAGAACAUCCCUCAGGGACUAGCUCACUUCCCAACCGACCUUAAUCCGACCCGUUUUGAACCAAGCAUGAGUCAAGAUCAAUCAAGCUCAUCGGCUUUGGGCGCGUACUGCCCGAACGACCCCGAUUCCCUCUAUUCUGAAGACUAUAUCGCAACGUUGGGCCAGAAAAGGCCAUCGUACAGGAAGGUCUCUCAUCCAUACAAAGGAGUGCCUUUCGUCAGAUCUGACACACCUCCUCCCUCAGCACUAUCGCAGUCCACUCGAAAGACCUCAACGUUGCAGGUCGAAUCUGCUGUAAUUGAUCGUGUGAAGGAGGAUGCCUCACGAUUCCUGAACUUGUCUCUCUCGCGCACCCUAUGGCAAUGGAGAGGAUGA